Messenger RNA from Ogataea parapolymorpha DL-1, 2031 nucleotides. RefSeq names its product E3 ubiquitin protein ligase. Gene Ontology annotation, molecular function: ubiquitin-protein transferase activity. Gene Ontology annotation, biological process: positive regulation of protein catabolic process; protein polyubiquitination; proteasome-mediated ubiquitin-dependent protein catabolic process. NCBI's taxonomy places the organism in Eukaryota, Fungi, Ascomycota, Pichiomycetes, Pichiales, Pichiaceae. The record is from RefSeq and is a predicted model, not a curated record. The transcript has a single exon. Bases 1 to 2031 code for a protein of 676 amino acids.
AUGAGGGAGCCUGCUGACAUUAAUUGGCUACUGAUUUUGCUGGAAAUUCCCAUUUUACCGGAUUGUUUGAUAAGUGGAAUCGAUUCCUGUACAGAGGGUCUUGCGCCUGACCUGAAGACAUCUUGCUAUGAUAUCCUGAAGCGCGUCAUUGGAUUGCUUUCUUACUCAGAAAAGAAAAUUACGAGCCGCCUUACUUAUUGGUGGUCUAGAUUGCCACACGAUGAGUUCGUGAAAAAGAUUGACUUCAUCAACCUCUACAUUACUUUUCAGCUCACAAGAUGCAUUAAUUAUGAGCUGUAUAACUCGAUUAUACAGCCUGGGUCUUAUUUAAAUGUUUCCAUGAGCGAUGACAUCAACUUCAAAGAAAACCUUAAUGCCCAUUUUAUCCGCCCGACCUCUAAAAGCUCUGAUUUUGGCUUGUUCAUUGGUCUACCUCUUUAUAUCUCCUCGGGAGGACGACGUACAGAUAUUUCUUCAAGUUCAUCGUUCUGGUCGGGGAAGAAAGAGUCAAAAGAACAUGAAGUAAAAAUCAGAUUACAGCAAUACGGUGAUGAUUGGCACUUGCGUACUGCGGGCAGAUUAGCAUCGUUCUUAUUUAUUGCAAACAAAAAGAAUAAGAAAGUCAGUGAUGCGGUCUUCUACAAUAAUCUUGUUGACUAUGUGAAUGUGAAGCAAGAUUUUGAUGCUUGGCAAUUCAACGCUUCGACCAAAAAGCACGAACAAAGCACAGCGAACAAAGACUCUUUGCAGUUAGUGGUUGACUACUUGCAAGCUGAAACAAAGGCAAGCUAUUUAGGACUUUCUAGUGCCAAUGGGACACUGAGGAAGUCUUCGUUUACUUUUUGUCAAUUCCCCUUCCUUUUAUCUUUAGCCGCUAAAAUCUCAAUUCUUGAGCAUGAGGCGAAACGAAUGAUGGAGCGAAAAGCAGAAGAAGCAUUUAUCCAGUCUCUCAACAAAAAAAUGCCUUUUGAUGUUUAUUUCAAGGUUCGCGUGAGGAGAAACUUCAUUACCCCUGAUUCACUACGGUGCAUUAAAUCCCAUCAAACAGAUUUCAAGAAGCUCUUGAGGGUAGAAUUUGUUGAUGAACCUGGAAUUGAUGCAGGCGGGCUAAAAAAGGAGUGGUUUUUGUUGCUCACUAAGGACUUAUUCAAUGCGGACAAGGGAUUAUUCUCUUAUGAUGAAACAUCUGGAUUAUGUUGGUUUGCACUUUCCAAUUUGGAUAAUGACGAGCUCUAUUAUCUAGUUGGUGUUGUGCUUGGGUUGGCAAUAUACAACUCCACGAUCCUUGACCUUCGAUUGCCGAAAGCACUUUACAAAAAGUUGAUGGGACAAAAGGUUACCUUGAACGACUUUAUCCAACUGAAUCCAGACGUCGGGCACAAUUUUAAAAGAUUACUGAAACUGGAGGAUGUUACUGACCUUGAGUUGUUCUUUACAGUUUCCUAUGCAGAUAUAUUUGGCGUGAUGCAUCACGAAGACCUUAUUCGAGAGGGAUCAUCCAUCAGGGUAACGAAUGAAAACAAGUAUGAAUACGUGGAAAGAUAUUGCUCAUUUUUUUUAAAUGACAAGGUGAAAGCACCUUUCAAAUCAUUUUUGAACGGUUUUCAACACGUCAUUGGUGGAAAUGCUUUAUCCUUGUUUACUCCUGAGGAAAUUGAAUUGAUAUUGAUUGGGGAAGACUAUCGAAACCAAAAAAUUGAUAUCGAGAUUUUGAAGUCUGUGACCAAGUAUAAUGGAUUCUCCGAAACUGACACUGUUGUCAACUGGUUCUGGGAUUAUUUUGAGCGCAAAAGUGCUGCUGAUCAGCGCAAAAUACUACUUUUUAUUACAGGAUCGGAUCGGUUGCCGGCGACUGGACUGCCAUCCUUAACAUUUAAAAUUACGAAGCUUGUUGAUACAAACCCAAAUCGCUUACCAAUCGCCCAUACAUGCUUCAACGAGCUUUGUCUUUACGUCUAUCCUUCAAAGGAAAUAUUUGUUUCGAAAUUGGACAAAGCUAUAUGGUAUAGCGAAGGAUUUGGUUUGAGAUGA